This is a messenger RNA of Lindgomyces ingoldianus, 939 nucleotides long. RefSeq lists its product as uncharacterized. NCBI's taxonomy places the organism in Eukaryota, Fungi, Ascomycota, Dothideomycetes, Pleosporales, Lindgomycetaceae. Gene Ontology annotation, molecular function: transferase activity, transferring alkyl or aryl (other than methyl) groups. The coding region runs from base 1 to 939 and encodes 312 amino acids. Gene Ontology annotation, cellular component: membrane. The record is from RefSeq and is a predicted model, not a curated record. The transcript is spliced from 2 exons.
AUGGCGACGAAACUCAAGAUGUCAGGGUCUUGGUCCAUCCCCAUAUUCUACCAACUUCACACUCUCUUUCUCUUUACCCGUAGUGAUAUCAAAACCGUUAUAAUCCCACAAAUGCUCUUCGCCCUCUCUAGCGCCCUAACCAGCGGUUUCAAAACGGUUUCCACACCCACUCCACCACCGAUCUCCGUCAUCCCCUCCAUUCUCAAAGCAAUCCUCUGGCUCUGGACGACCCUGCUUGUCGAAAAUAUCGCAAACCAACGCUUACCCUUCUCGAUCCUCGAAGACUCGCGCAACAAACCCUGGCGCCCCCUCCCGUCAUCUCGUCUCACUGCCUCUACCUCACAAAACUGGCUAAUCCACUUAAUUCCAUUAGCUAUAGCUGUCGGCGCCACAGCGAAUGCUUACAGGGAAACAGCCACUUUAUUCGUGCUCGUCUGGAUGUACAACGACGUCGACGGCGCGAACAAAAGCAUCUGGUGGAGAAACGCGUUAACGGCUGGUGGACUGGGAUGUUUCAGUGCAGGUGUGACAGCGAUAACAUCAGGGCCCGUAGAAUACAGUCCCUCAUCGGGUCCGUUUUUGUGGGUAGUCUUGACAGCUCUAGCGGUUUUUACGACCGUACAUGCCCAGGAUUUCCCGGAUAUGGUGGGUGAUGCAGCGAGGGGGAGGGAAACAGUUCCGUUAUUGUAUGGCGAGAAGACUGCGAGGAUUUCCUUGGCCGUGGGGGUUCUUCUGUGGUCUUUCGUGUGUCCGGCAUUCUGGGACUUGCCUGUGCGGUGGUUUGCGCCGACAGUGGGGCUUGGGAUGUUGUUGGUUUGCCUGAGUGCAUUUCGCUGGGAUGAGGAGUCGAACGAGUGGAUUUGGAAGGCGUGGUGUUUGUGGAUUGGUACGAUAUAUCUACUUCCGCUAAUGAAUCUGGUGGCGGUAGUCCAUAGUUGA